This is a messenger RNA of Manis javanica (Malayan pangolin), 1333 nucleotides long. It is a transcript of the gene GJB5, whose product is annotated as gap junction protein beta 5. Gene Ontology annotation, cellular component: connexin complex. The record is from RefSeq and is a predicted model, not a curated record. Gene Ontology annotation, biological process: cell-cell signaling. Gene Ontology annotation, molecular function: gap junction channel activity. Lineage: Eukaryota; Metazoa; Chordata; Mammalia; Pholidota; Manidae.
CACGCAGGUUGCUGCCUACUCUGCAGGCUCCGUCCCAGGAACAGGCUUCCCCAAACACCCUCCCCAGUCCCGACAUGAGUUCCAGCUGAGUCCAACGGCUGGCUAUCAGGAGCUGGUACCUGGAGAGCCCUGAAGGGUAGCCACUCAGUAGCAGCCGACGCCAGGGUGCACCAUGAACUGGGGAACCUUCGAGGGGCUCCUGAGUGGGGUCAACAAGUACUCCACAGCCUUUGGGUGCAUCUGACUGACUCUGGUCUUCAUCUUCCAUGUGCUGGUGUACCUGGUAACAGCCGAGCGUGUGUGGAGUGACGACCACAAGGAUUUCAGCUGCAACACCCGCCAGCCAGGCUGCUCCAACGUCUGCUUCGAUGAGUUCUUCCCCAUGUCCAACGUGCGCCUCUGGGCCCUGCAGCUCAUCCUGGUCACGUGCUCCUCACUGCUCGUGGUCAUGCACGUGGCCUACCGGGAGGCUCAGGAGAAGAAGCACCGGGAGGCAGCAGGGGAGGGUGGCAGGCACCUCUACCUGAACCCUGGCAAGAAGCAAGGGGUCUGGUGGACAUAUGUCUGCAGCCUUGUGGUCAAGGCUGGUGUGGACGCUGCCUUCCUCUACGUGUUCCAUUCCUUCUACCCCCGAUACACCCUCCCUCUUGUGGUCACGUGCCACGCAGCUCCAUGUCCCAGUGUGGUGGACUGCUUCAUCUCUAGGCCCUCAGAGAACAUCUUCACUCUCUUCAUGGUGACCACGGCUGCCAUUUGCAUCCUGCUCAGCCUCAUGGAGCUGACCUACCUGGUGAGCAAGAGGUGCCGCGAGUGCCUGGCGGUGAGGAAGACCCAGGCCACCGGCGUGGGCCAGCACCCAAGCUGGGCCACCUCUUCCUGCAAACAGGAUGACCUCCUCUCGGGCGACCUCAUCUUUCUGGACUCAGAUGCUCCACCUCCUCUCUUACCAGACCACCCUCGAGACCACGUGAAGAAAACCGUCCUGUGAGGUGCUGCCCGCCCCGGGUGCUAGGUCAGGCCUGGGUUGGAAAGUCCCCAUAUUUCAUAGGUGCAGCCUUGGGGCCGGAGGAGCUGAGCCUCGAGUGGGACAGAUAAGAGGGAGGGGCGGAUGGCCUGGGAUCAAAUCUCUGGUCCCCAGCUCCUGCCACCUGCCCCAUCUGUGUGGCCUUGAGCAAGUUACCCCCUGGGCUGCACAUCGAUUUCCUUUUGGGUUAGAUGGAGACAGUGAGGCCCACCUCACAGGGAUGUUGCUAUGAGGAGGGGUUAGUUAGAGAACAACGUACAAAUGCCUUCAAUGUGUAGGGUGCACAGGCAGGGCUUAAUAAAAGUCAAC